AUGAGAAAAUUCGAUCCAUGGCCGAUCUUUUUCCGUUGGGAAUGGAGCCGCAACUGGCCAUUCCUGGUGGGUUUUGUCGUGACUGGCACUAUCAUCACCAAGAUGUCCCUCGGCUUCACUGAGGAUGAUGCAAAGAACUCUCAAUUUGCUCAGAGGCAUAAGAAUUAAAUCUCGUCAUCCUUAAACGUGUUGUUGAAUGGAGGCUACCUUGACAACCCUUUCUUCUUUUGUACUACUUUUUUAUGGCUAUCGAAGACAAAUUUUGAAUUGCAUAAAAUAUCUCCUGAAUAAUUAGUG
Molecule: messenger RNA, 297 nt
Organism: Capsicum annuum
Lineage: Eukaryota; Viridiplantae; Streptophyta; Magnoliopsida; Solanales; Solanaceae
Product: ATP synthase small subunit 6, mitochondrial-like
Exons: 1
Coding region: 1-168 (55 amino acids)
Source: RefSeq, a predicted model, not a curated record